Octodon degus (degu) is the source of this 945-nucleotide messenger RNA. RefSeq names its product taste receptor type 2 member 39-like. The record is from RefSeq and is a predicted model, not a curated record. Gene Ontology annotation, cellular component: membrane. Gene Ontology annotation, biological process: sensory perception of taste; detection of chemical stimulus involved in sensory perception of bitter taste; G protein-coupled receptor signaling pathway. Bases 1 to 945 code for a protein of 314 amino acids. The transcript has a single exon. Lineage: Eukaryota; Metazoa; Chordata; Mammalia; Rodentia; Octodontidae. Gene Ontology annotation, molecular function: bitter taste receptor activity; G protein-coupled receptor activity.
AUGGCAACAGCCAGCAACUCUCUGGAGAGUGAACUGCCAUCAUCGUCCCUCAUCAUCUUAGCUUUCAUCAUCGUAGGCACUGAAAGCUUUGUCGGCAUCGUUGUAAACAGUUUCAUUGUGGCUGUCAAUGUGGCUCUGUGGGUUCAGAAGAGGGCUGUUUCCACCAGUGGGAAGAUCCUACUCUUCCUGAGUGCUUCCAGAAUAGCCCUCCAAAGUUUCAUGGUGCUAGACAUCAUCUCAAUCUAUACAUUCCCAGGUUUUUAUUUGAAAUGUGUCUUCGAUUGCAUAUACAGAGCAGGUUUCAUGUUCUUAAACUGUUGUGGCCUCUGGUUUGCUGCUGUGCUCAGUUUCUUUUACUUUGUGAAGAUUGCCAACUUCUCCUGUCUUCCUGUCCUCAAGCUGAAGCGGAGAAUUUCGGGAUUGGUUCCCUGCCUCCUCUGGCUAUCAGUGUUUAUUUCCUUCAGCUGCAGCAUGUCCUUCCCCAAGUGCAUCUUCAUUGUGAGUUCUAACAGUUCUUUAACUUUCCAGCAUGGCAACUACACAAAGACACACGUGGUCAGGCUGGCUGUGUUCUUCACCCUGGGGGUCUUCAUUCCCCUGGUGAUUUUCAUCAUAACAGCCUCUCUGCUGAUCAUCUCUCUCAAGAGACAUAUCCUGCUGAUGGAAAACAGUGCCACUGGCUCCAGGGACCCCAGUAUGGAGGCUCACGUGGGGGCCAUCAAAACAAUCAGCUACUUUCUCAUCCUCUACAUUUCCAAUGCAGUUGCCCUGUUUCUCCUUCUGUCCUCCAUCCUUCCUCGCAGUUUUUUCUGGAAUGUUUUGCUUAAAGUCAUCAUAGCUGCCUAUCCAGCUGGCCACUCAAUCCUACUGAUUCAGGACAAUCCUGGGCUAAGAAGAGCUUGGAAGCAACUUCGACCUCAAAUUCAUCUUUGUCCAAGAGAGUAG